UUGGUGGUGUCUCUGCUUUCGUGUACUUUCGUGACCAACAUCGUGUCAUGGUGGGGAUGGACGUAGAUAGUAGCGUUACCUAUCUACAGAAAUAGAGUGGCCAUAUAAACACGCAUAGUAGCUUUGAGUGGCUCCCUCCAAGUGAAGGGCGUUUUAAAGUUGCAUGGGACUGGUGGCUCGGUCCGGUGGUCACCCGGCACCGCCAUGGUUUGGGACUGGAUCAAGUCAAACUAAAGCCAAAGGUCAAAACUCUGGAGCCACCCACCCACUCACCCAGCCUUUGGCCUGCUGUGGAUUGGAUUUGGAUUGAGCUCCUGACAAGCCCGGCCCAGCCAGUGGGCCUGGCUGCCUGCAUGCGCAUGCACACACAUACGUACGUAGGCAUAGAGGCAUAGAGGCAUAGAGGCAUAGAGGCAGGCAGGCAGGCAGGCAGGUAGACACUUGUGGCCUUGUGAUUGAUGCCCCCGGACUCCCUCCCCCUUGAAAAACCAUCAACCAUCGAUAACUGUCAAGGGACCAGUUCGUGGGUCCGACUUCUCUAUCCACUCAACCAACGAGGAGUUUGCCACGUCAUCUUGGGGUGGGAAUUGGCCAUCUAUCGCCGUACCUCGGUCGGUUGACCACCCUGCGGAUUUGCAUUGGGCCACGGGUGUUCCGCUGAUGGGUGAUGGAUGGAGGCGGGGGCCCGCUCAAUCCGCGACUCGGGUCUUAAAUCUGGCCGACGAAGCUUUUCAAUCUUCCACAUUCUCGCCAUUCUGGCCAGUACGGGGAUCCGCCGUUUGAAGCUCACCGGUUUGGCCAUGGCCAGGCGUCCAGGGACUGGGACCGGUUUAGCGCCCUCGGGCUUAGUGUGGGUGAUUGGGUGGGCGAUGGUGGGCGUGCAGGCGGAAAACGCCUCGCUGGCCUCGCCCUCCGGCUUAACCUUACUGACCCGCGCUUGCCAAAGCGUGUACCCGCUCAGUGAGUUGGCCUCGGAUUUCCAGUCCUGUCAAAACAUUUCGGCCUUCAACAAUGACAAGUCGGACUUGAGAAGCGUGUUCCAUUACGGCACGUGUCAAGCCGUGGAGCUGCAUCUCCAGCUUCUGUGUCGGGGUGCGUCGCCCGACUUGAAGGCCCAGACGCCCGUGUCGCUCUCCGAUAUCCGGGCCUAUCAGUCGGAUCAAGUGUGUCGCGAUUUGAAAGCGAGCGUGCCCGCCAUUGAUUGUGAGCGGGUCCAUCUCAUUUUGGGCCUCACUUUAGUCGAAUGUCAGAAACAUGAGAAGCUUCGCCAAAUUUUGGACGACCACCCGCCAGUUUGCUCCGGCUUUUGUCGGCCCGCGCACGCCAAUGGCUCGGUCACUUUGACGCCCUUGUGUGGACAUUUGUACUUCACCAGCCGCCGUCUGCGCCAAGCACUGCCACAGUUUCUGCUCCAGGGCAUGGCCCCGUCUGAGCGACCCGCCGUAUCCGUGGGUUCAGGGUUGGUCAUUCCGCCCAAAAUGAUGCCGCACCAACGCACCAGUAAUGCGAGUCUGCCCGGUCCAGAUCAGGUGGAGUCCGCCCACGUCAUUGAUUCUCGCAAACACGCAGAGUUACCCCUCAACCCAUCCCAACCCGAAGUUCCGGAACCGAAUCCCGGCGAGAUUGGUGACAAGAUGGAUCCAUUACAGAGUGCAUUGCCUGAUGCCUCCCCAGUACAAGUCCAAGAGCCGCCUGUGGUUCAAGUAGGUCAGGCGAGCCACUCCACGACGACUGAAAGGGUACUCUCCAGUUUGCCUGUCGUGACCAAAUCGGGGGAAGACAUCCCCGUCCCCAAGCCAGCCGAUCCUGAUCAAUCUCAAGACUCGUCCCACUACGCCAAAGAGAAGUUUCGCACUUUUCACGAGGGCGAAUCUCAAUCGCAGGCUUUCAGCUACUUGAUCUUGUUCCUCAUCAUGGGUUUGGUCUUCUACUUGGUGUUUCAUAACAAGAAGAAGAUUUUGGCCUUGGCUCUUGAAGGCCGACAAGGACGUCAAAGUGGAGGUCGUCAGAGGCACAGAGGAGCCAGGUACCACAAACUUGACAAUAAUCUGGAAGAAGCCAUGGGGAGCAAUUCAUCGGAUUCCAUGCGACAGAUCAUCUAUUGAGAAUAGCACAGUUUUUGGAGUGUGGAGAGUGUGUCGUCAAGUUUGCUGUGAUAGCCGAAUUGAACUUGUUUAUUGACUUUAAAAGAAAGAUAUGAAAGGAACACAUCGUUUUAA
Tigriopus californicus is the source of this 2219-nucleotide messenger RNA. RefSeq lists its product as uncharacterized. The record is from RefSeq and is a predicted model, not a curated record. Bases 672 to 2105 code for a protein of 477 amino acids. The transcript is spliced from 4 exons. Lineage: Eukaryota; Metazoa; Arthropoda; Copepoda; Harpacticoida; Harpacticidae.